AUGGCCUUCUCCCACUCGUUCCAUAACAAUGCCUAUGGAAGUCACCAAAGUAUGCCUUUCGACAAUUCCGUGCGGUCUGAACCGUCAUGGAAACUUGAAACCUAUCCUGUUGAACUGGCAGCUCAUGAUCCCGAGCUUUUCGAACUGUCGUUGAGCCCGCGCCAGGAUAGCCUACGGCAAUCCGACUUCAUCCAAAGCCUGGCCUCAACCCUGGUGAAACCAAGGGCUACGGACGAAUCUAGACCCCAGCGUAUAUCUACAGCGUUCCCUCAGCAGGAGGACACGGACGUUGUAUUGCUUUCCUUCGACUCUGUUGCUUUCCACGUUCAUUCUCAGACCGUUCUCGGCGCAUCAGACAACGCCUUUGGGUUCCGAUUGCUUCAACCCGGUAGGCAGGAAGAUGAUAAUGACGUUAUUCAAAUUGAUGAGCAUUCCGAGGUUUUAAACAUCCUCCUGCAUAUUAUCUACUCCAUCUCGUGCAUAUCCUAUCAGCCAUCAUUUGAAGUCCUCCAAACAGCGGCCGAGAGGAUGAGACACUAUGGCAUGGUUGUGAAUACCUAUGUCCAGCCGUCCACGCCAAUGUUCGAUGUCCUUUCUUCUCAUGCACCCGGUCGUGCGCUGCACCUCUAUGCGCUAGCUGCGCACUUUGACCUAUAUGAUCUCGCUGUCGUCGCGUCGGAGCAUCUCCUCUCUUUCAGACUCUCCAGCUUGACAGAAGACAUGGUCAAGCGGAUUGGUGCGCCCUACCUGAGAUGCUUAUUCGCAUUACACCUUGGUCGUAAAGAAGCGUUGAAGCGAGUGCUUAUCACACCUCCGAGAGGGCACCCCACGACCUUGAUGUGCACCGCUCGCUCGCAGGAACAAUUUGCGCUAGACUGGGUUCUUAUUGCUGCACAGAUUGUUUCGGACGCAAGUCCUGACAUAUCCUCGCAUUAUAUGGUUGCUCUGUUAAGACCAUUGAAGGACCAAACUUCGUGCGAGACCUGCAAGGCCAAUCUCUACAAAAGGCUUGAACAGCUAACUGAACAAUGGGGCUUAGUCAAGCGCACAAUUUGA
Messenger RNA from Guyanagaster necrorhizus, 1056 nucleotides. RefSeq lists its product as uncharacterized. The coding region runs from base 1 to 1056 and encodes 351 amino acids. The transcript has 5 exons. NCBI's taxonomy places the organism in Eukaryota, Fungi, Basidiomycota, Agaricomycetes, Agaricales, Physalacriaceae. The record is from RefSeq and is a predicted model, not a curated record.